AUGGAGCAAGAAUCGAAAUCAACUUUGUCCUUGCCUCUCGAUCUUACCUCAGAGAUACUCUUACGGCUGCCUGCGAGAUCUGUUGUGAAGUUUCGUUGCGUGUCGAAGCUUUGGUCAUCAGUCACAACCGAUCCAUGUUUCAUCAAAUUGUUCCAAACUCGGUCCUCAACAAGGCCGAGUCUUCUACUCUGCUUCAAAAGAGGUGACAAUUUAAUUGUUUCCUCGUUUCCGCAACAUACUGAUCGUUAUCACAUGAAAAUCCCAGGAAAUUAUAGUUACCUUCCUCGUAUGGAAUCUGUCCACGGCUUGAUCUGCUUUGAAGACUCACGCAAUCCCCUAGUUUGGAACCCUAGCAUGAGAAAGCUCUUAACUUUAACCAAUCCCAAUAAGCAUAAGAGCUGGAAACAUAAAACACUCUUUCUAGGAUACGAUCCCAUCGAAGGUAAAUACAAAGUUGUGUGCAUUCGCUAUAAGAAAGUCUCGUACGUAUGCCGAGUUUUAACAUUAGGAUCAGCUCAAGAAUCAUCAUGGAGAACGGUCAAGACAAAUCAUAAGCACCGCGCUUACCAUUAUACUUAUGGGCGAUGCAUCGAUGGGGUCAUAUAUUACCUAGCCGGUAUUGAUGGAAGUCCUUAUUCAGCUUUAAUGAGCUUUGAUGUCAGAUCUGAGAAGUUCCAUAUGAUUAAAAUACCAUCGAAUAUUGAUACAGAUGUGCUGAUAAAUUAUAAGGGGAGGAUAGCUUGUGUUGAUAGGUCUAAAGAUACAAGAUUGUGGAUUUUGGAGGAUGCAGAGAAACACAAGUGGUCUAGUCAAGACUUUCUUGUACCUUUACGUCACCGGGAUGAGAGUUUGAAUGCCAUUUUCAAACUAAAAGGUUUCACGCAUGCUGGUGAGUUUAUUUUUGAAGAAGCCAGCUUUUUUGCAAAAUCGUCAUAUAUUUUAUCUUGUGAUCCGGUGAGAAACAGCUUUAGAAGGUUCGAGUUUAAAGGAGUUAGAGUUGAAAACAAUGAUAAGCUCCGUGCUUUCCCGAAUCACAUUGAGACUCUAUGGUCUUUGUAG
Microthlaspi erraticum is the source of this 1059-nucleotide messenger RNA. The record is from the annotation of a GenBank genome assembly. NCBI's taxonomy places the organism in Eukaryota, Viridiplantae, Streptophyta, Magnoliopsida, Brassicales, Brassicaceae.